AAGCUACUAUGCGUUUGGAUCCAUAUAUUUUUUACAUUUUCGAAAGAUUCAGAGAGAAACAAGCUUAGAAUUUAAGCUACCUCAACCUAUAUAUACAUAUAGCUCCAUACCGACACGAAUUCUCUCGAGCUCUCACUGCUUCUUCAAGGGAACAAGUUCAAAAAUUUUAUUUCAAUUUGCUGAAAAAAAAUGUACCAAGAUUUAUUUUCUGAGCGCCCUCUGUUCGGCGGUGCAAUAGCUAGCACGUUUCCUGAUAGGUUCCAGGAUGUGAGCAACAUUCGGCAAGUUCCUGAUCAUCAGGAGGUGUUUGUGGACCCUGCCCGGGAUGAGAGUUUGAUCUUUGAGCUAUUGGAUUUGAAGCACGAUGUUGGUGAUAAUGGAAGUGCUACAUGGUUUCUUCAAGAUCUUGCCACUGAACAAGAUGCUGAAGGAAGCAUGGUUAUUGAACAGUCUGGAGUUAUCGAGGCCCCUGCAUUAUGUUACAGGAACACACCUGCCGUUGUUACAACUGCAGUAGGCCAAAUGGCAAUUUCCAAGGGGCGGCAAGGAAGGGAAGCACAAAACAUUGUGAGGGUUUAUGUGGCAAAUCUGCGUCUUAAGGAAGUUACUACAGAUGUGCUAAUUACUGCUUAUGAGCCCAUUCACAUAAAUCCUCUGAGCGAAAGUGCUAAUGCUGUUGCUGCUGGUUUUGCUGUUCCUGCUACACAAUCUGGAUGUAUGCCAAUGGCUGAGGUCUUUAAACUUGCUGUCUCUAGCUUCAAGGUGAACGAGUGGAGCCUUUUUGGUAAUGUGGCCUGAAACAGAUGAUACAGAGCUAUGUUAAUAGGUAGUCUUAGUUUUUAUAUCUAGGAGAGGAUUCUUUGAAUUUUGGUUUUAUUUCCUCACAUCGGUCAGAUUCCAUACCUUGUCUUGCAAUAGAAAUAUGGUGAAAAAAUGUUCCAAAUUCAGUUUUUUGGGGGGAUAUAGGUUUUAUUUUUAUCCUCAGAACAAAACUAGUUUGUAAUUGUCUUUUAACUGUUUUCAGUUAUGGAUCAUUACCAUUUAGCCAGGAUUUUUGAAUCACGUGGAAUCCUUUUUGUGCUUGCAUUAUGUUUGCAGUCACAUUUAAAAAUGGAAAAGAGAUGUUUCUGCCAUAGGAAGGUGUCUGGUAUAUCUCAUGUCGAUUAUGUAGAAAGGGAUGGUUUUAAGGUCUAUUUUGCUGUCUCAAAUUAUAGUGAUGAAUGAUCAGCAUUAAGAGUGUAUUUUCAGUGGUUUUACUUUCUCUA
Messenger RNA from Ziziphus jujuba (common jujube), 1265 nucleotides. RefSeq lists its product as uncharacterized. Gene Ontology annotation, cellular component: nucleus. Gene Ontology annotation, molecular function: guanyl-nucleotide exchange factor activity; small GTPase binding. Gene Ontology annotation, biological process: protein import into nucleus. The coding region runs from base 190 to 798 and encodes 202 amino acids. The transcript has 8 exons. The record is from RefSeq and is a predicted model, not a curated record. NCBI's taxonomy places the organism in Eukaryota, Viridiplantae, Streptophyta, Magnoliopsida, Rosales, Rhamnaceae.